AUGGUCCGACGACGACGAAAACGGCGGGAUCACGCUUCCCCUGCAGCUUCCUUGGCUUCCUUGACAGCAUAUGCCAUCCUGCUGUCUUUUUCGAUCUCCCCCACCGUUGCCGCCGCCGCCGCCGCCGUGGCGCAUGCCCCCCGACGGCAAAAGCUUCAGCCUAUAGACGAAACCCCGUCAGGCGGCGGCGGCGGCGGCAUCGGAGGCAAAGGAUGGCACACAGCCCGCAGUAGCUGGAUCGAUGCCGACGAGGGAGAGCUGGAGGCCGAAGAACGGAACUCCAGAUGUAUCAACGGAGACGGUGAAGGGGCCUGCAGCGCUAACGGAGGAGGCAAUGGCAACAAGGGUGUUCGGAGCAACGGCAAGCCAUGGGACGGGCAGGCUUGGGGCGUACCCGCUCCCGCGCUGGAGCCGUCGUGCCACCUGUCGGAUAGGUCAUCGGAUGCUUAUCCCGGCGCGGUCAAGACGAUAGGCGGUACGGUGCCGGACAUCCUUCAGGAUUCAUCGUGGUGUGCCGGUGGCGAAGACUGCGUGCUUCCUCCGGCAACAGGGGCUGGCAACAAGAAGGAGGCGGUAAGAGGAGGAGGCGUGGGUGGCAGUCAGGAAGGCACCGGUAGUUGCAUCGAUGCCGCUGGUGCCGGCGGCGGCGGCGACGACGACGGAGAAGCGGCGGCAUGCCGAGGAGAAUCAUCUAUCCCAGGGGAUGCGGGCCGGGUGCCGGAUGACGAGGCGCGGGCGUCGUCUAGCGGAGAAGGCCCUCCCAGGCGCGACGGACGAUUCACCACGACAGCUGCGGCUUCUCUUGCUGAUUUCACCACCGCCGGACCAAAAGAACAGCAGUCCAGACUCGUCGACGGCUACGCAACAAUCGCCACGGCUGCCUAUCCGCAGUCCAGACCACCAUCCACCACGGAGCAGAGUAGCUUGCCCACCGAAGCCCGGCCUACCGUAGCAACAGAACGGCCUCCCCAGCAAGAGCAAAGAGGGCCGUUGGUGAAGGGACAGGGUGCGAACACCAACACCCGGGACAGGGAUACCGGCGGUGUAAAACACCCGGGCGCUACGGCUGUAGUCCACGGGGAUGGAAGGACCGGUGCAACCGAUGAGGGUGCCAGGGCGGAGGAGCCAACACCAGGCCGGUGGAAUCGCCACGCGAAGGUCGGUCCUACUGGUGGUAGCAAGGGAAAAGGGCGGCGUGAGAGAGAGUUGCCUGCAGGAACCGGCGGGGGAGGGAGCGGAAGUGAGAAGCGGGGCGGGGGGGGGGGGGUGUUAGAGACCGCCAUCGUUGGCGGCAAGGCGUGGCCUUCGUGGAGAGCGUUCGCGUGCAUCUUGCUGCUGAGCGCGCUUGUUUUGGGCACAUUCCUGCGAGGAAGCAUACCGCAUUGGCUACCGUUCUUCGGCGGAGACCGCCGUCAGCGCUGGGCGAUAGACCUCGACUCGGCCAUCGCGCACGCCCGCUCCCGCGCCGGCAGCUUCUGCUCGGGCAGGGCCAGCGUGUUCUCGGGGGACCCCGUGGACGAUUCCGACCUACCGGACCUGAUUUCGGAUAGCGAAGAGGGAGAAGACGGCAACGGUGACCAGGGCGUGGUGCCGGGAGAUGAUGAUGGAGAGACCCCCCUGAUGUGGGACAGGAGGCCGAAGCCUGACGACUACCUGGUUUUCCACCCCGUGCUAGGGGUCGUGCCGGCGGGAGUCGUGCGUGCCUGGGGCGGUGACGGCUGCGGGGGUUGGGGCGGUGUGCGUGCGGAGGCGGCCGGGGCGAGGGUGGGAGGGACCAACGGGGGGACUGGCGGUAAAGGUUGUGGGUGCUCCUCCAAGUCUUCGUCACCAAGGAGCGCUCUCGCGCCCGCGGCGGUGUCGUCGAAGGCGAUCGCGGUGGCUGGUGUGGUCAAGGGGAAACAGCUGCCUCCGGACGAAUGGCCCGAGUGGCUGGCGAUGAUGGAGUUCGACUUGGUUCAGUGGCGUUCUGGAGCUUCUUUGGCUCGGGUUGACCAUGAUCCUCGCGUCCAGGAGUUGUGGUUGGGGGAUUGGCCGGGCAACACGCAGCAACUUCGGCUUUCGACAGCAUGUAGCUUUGGCCUAGCGUAG
Messenger RNA from Ectocarpus siliculosus, 2088 nucleotides. Lineage: Eukaryota; Phaeophyceae; Ectocarpales; Ectocarpaceae. The record is from the annotation of a GenBank genome assembly.